AUGCCCAAACUUUUCAUGAAUAUGUUUCAGACCACUCGCAAAGGGCUGGUCAAUGAGAUGACCUGGCUGCACUGGGUUCCGGUGAACAUGUCAGUAUCCAAAUCUUGCACCAGAGAUGACCAUCUCAGGCAUUCGCCAUCAGAUAAGUAUCAGGAGCAAAUUGUGCGCAAGAGCUUGUUAUUUCGAAGUGACACGUUUGAUGACAAGUACGUGCUGGAAAGCAGAAAGGCAAGGUUGAGAGCAUAUAAUGCAGAUGCGAAUAGCCGCAUGAUUCCUACGAUCUCGACAAUGCAGCUACCCAUACGAGAUUCACAGGGGCCUCAAGUCGCUCCCACCCAUCAAAAACCCACCCUAACGACAUUGCCAAUCGACAUCAAGCAUGAGAUCUUCUCCUACCUCUUGCUCGGAAAGAAUGUCAAAUACUCAACCGGCGGUCAUGCUCCAGGACACAGCUACACAUUCCAUACGCGCAUCAUGCGCACUAACAAGCAGUUGUACAAGGAGACCUACGACUACCUGCGCUCACACAACGAGUUUGCUCUCGCCCACUUCAAGUAUCCACGCCUUCUGAGUGGCUUUUCUCCUUACAUCGCCGCUGGAAAGAAGGUCAAAAACUUCCGGGACCCUGCCAUCGAGAUAACCGUCGAGGACCUGGAACCCAAGGCCCGAUGGCCUGACCACAACCCUUCCCUCAAUCGCCCGUCAGAUCGGGUCUAUGUACAACGCGUGCUCUUCCUGGCUCAAGACCUACCACACUUCACCCGUCAGCUGCAGCUGGAGAUCCACGUCUGGCCAUCUUCUCAGAUCUACGUCCAUCCACCGCGCGCGACGAGCCUGCUCCAAUACACUCCAACCGUCGUCAAGAACGAUCGCAAGAUCGCUUGGAAGGUCAACCCUAGCCAUCGUACAGAUCUCACUACUGAAGAACGCCGAGCACGUCAAGAAAGAUUGAUCGCCCCUAUGGCUGCUGUAUUUGGACACGGACAAACGAUUCGCUUCCCUGGUGUUGAUGCAGACAUUGCUACUCGUGUCAUACAAUCCAUGACGCCUCGUUUGAUCUCGGUUGAUGCGGUUGGAUGGAACCUCUUGGAGAAUAUGCAAGCCCAGAAACGCCGCUUAGACGAAUGUCUGGUCAACGGCUUCGGUGAGCCACAUGACCUGAUGCAGGCAUACGUCUUGACAGCUCAGUUGGUGUAUCAUGCGGGUACAUGGUCUCAAUAUUCUCCUCAUUACAACACUGCACUUCUGCUCAAUACUCCUUACAGAACGAGCAUCCAAGCCUUGCAGCCAUUGGCGCACUUGUCAUUCAAAUCCCUGCCUCAGCGCGAUACUUCAAGUGACAUUUGGCUGCAUGGUGUUGCAACCAUGGGUCUGGAAUGCCUUCUUAACGCCAUGGGUCUGGCUCUCGACACUGGCAACUGGAUGCCCUUACUCGGUCCGAUGAUAACCAUGACUCUGUUGUGCAUGGCCAACAAUCCCUUUUGUUCCAAACCAAUUCGACAAGAGCUCUUGGACACCAUUCACCACUACAAAGCUUGGUCUCUAGUCUUCUCAGAUGUCAUGCAGAAGAUCCUCGACGACAGUCACUUAAGAUCAGCCGUCUUCGAUCUGGAGCAUCGUGCUUCCGAGGGCCGAGGCAAGGAAUUUUUACUUGAAGACAUCCAGCGUCUCAAAGAGAUCAUGAAGACUGACCCGACGCCUGGAAACACGGACGAGUACUUCGCUCCUGGACUCAGACGACGCAAACGCCAAUUCACCGAGCCACUCAACCUUGUGCGUCCCAAGGAUCUUCAUGGAUGGACGUCCGACGCGAUUGACAGCUUGGACGACGAAGUCAGAAAGAGCAUCUUCAAGCACUCGGAUGCUGCAAUCAAGAGCAAGAUACCUGUGCCUGCUGGAAAGACUCGUGCGGAGGGACAUGUGAUGUUGAAGAUCAUCAACGGCACCCCUAGUACCGGUUGA
Messenger RNA from Aureobasidium melanogenum CBS 110374, 1962 nucleotides. RefSeq lists its product as uncharacterized. NCBI's taxonomy places the organism in Eukaryota, Fungi, Ascomycota, Dothideomycetes, Dothideales, Saccotheciaceae. The transcript is spliced from 4 exons. The coding region runs from base 1 to 1962 and encodes 653 amino acids. The record is from RefSeq and is a predicted model, not a curated record.